AAAUACUUAAUGUAAUUAGAUGAAGUUUUGACUCAGUAGUUUGAACACUUAACCUUCAAUAGCCAAGUUAAAAUUUGGAAAAUCAAGCCAUCUCACUCAAUUGCUUCAUCGAAAUCACUACUGUUUCAAGAGAGACAUAUGAUCAAAUAAACGCAACCAAUGUAUAAUUUUUUCAAAAAUCGUACUAUACUGAAAUAAAUAAAUAUGUAUACAAACAGUUCGCUCCAAAAUGAUAAAAGAGAUAUGUGUGGAUGCAAAAGCAACAAACAUCUUUCUUUUGAUAAGAAUUCUAAACAAAAUUCUCUCGAGUCUUCUUUACCGAUACAAUUGGAUCAUGUUGAUCAGUAUUAUUAUGAAUUAAUGAAAUUGUAUUCAACAUCAAAAAAUUGUGGUGAAAACUCUAAAACCUCUGAUUUUUAUCGCCAGAAACCACUUACUACUACAUUUAUAAGUAGUUCAAAUUAUUCAGCAGAAUUUCAAAAUUCAAAUAUGCUCUGUUGUUUCUGUUGUAGUGAACACGAUAUUGGUAAUCAUGAUAAAAAUAUUGUUGAUUAUUUAAGCAGUUGUUGUCAUUCACAGAAAUUACAACGUAUUAUACAUCAUCUAAUACUAAUUUUAUUAGGGAUUUCAAUAGUUUUGUCUAUAAUACUAUCUUUACUAGGUAUUUUUUUAAAUUAUCGAGCUUGUUUAACAGCUGGUUGUAUUCUAGGCAUAGCGAGUUUCGGUGCGUUAUUACAUAGUUGUUUAAGGCAUCGUGCAUUGCCGAAUUCAUCAAUGCCAAUUAUAUUAGGCCAAUCAUAUAUGCAUCCCAUAGUGAAUAAUAUGCCAUUAUCAAUGAAUAAACUUUAUAGAAAACAUCAACAAUUUCCUCAGAGACACCGACAAUUGUUAAAUUACGAUUAUUCAAAGAAAGAUUUAAUCAAACAUUCAUAUUUUGCACCCAGAGAUGGUUAUUAUACUGACAACCAGGAUUAUAAUAAUUUUAAAAAUAAUCAUGGUAAAAAUAUUCCAAUAAUAAGUAAGAGAAAUCCAGAUAAAUUAUGCCAUACUUAUCAAUUACAAACUACCACUGAUGUGGAGUAUAAUCAUUCAGGUAACAAAAGAAAUAUAGAAUGUUCAAGUGAUUCAUCAUCACUACCAUCAAUAACAUUGUCAGUAACAACUGUGUCAGGAGACGUAGUGGCGACGACAUCAGUAGCAAUAACAACACCAACAACAACAAAAAACACAGUAACCUCGUCACAAAAACGCUAUGAUGAUAAUAAUAGCAAUGAACAAAACAAAUCUCUAGACAAGAAUCCGUCGAAGUGUGGUGAUAACAAAUCACCAACUUUUAUCGAAUGUGAAAUUUGUCGACCCAAUUCAUCACAUCCUACGGAUUACGAGUAUCAAAGAAAUCAUAUGGAUUAUGCUCAUUCAAACAAUUUAGUCAGUGAAUCAAUGAACUAUGUACCAAGAUCCUCUUCACCAUGUUCUUCAAUUAAAGCUUCUAAUGUACAACGAUCACAGUUCACGUAUUCUGAUUCAUGUGAUUUAAGUUUAUCAUCAGAAAUCAAAGCAGAAUCACAAGAUCAAAUCAAACAUAUGAGUCCCAUUCAACAAAACACACUUACUCAUAUACAACCAAAUUCUUUAAAUUCAUGUGACAUUGAAGCUGAUAAACAGUUUCAUCCAUAUUAUUCUGGAAAUCCAUUAUUUGAUGGCAAAUCAAAUCUUUUCAGUCGUAAUGAACAGCCAAAACAUUUAAACUCUUUUAUGAUUUAUCCGAAGUCUAAAUCAAGAAAUAAAAUAAUUUUAAGAAAUUAUUUAAAUUUAUUGGAUGGAUUAUAUCGUCCUGUAAAUCAUUCACAGGGACCAAACUAUUCUAGUGAUCGUUUUAAUGAAGAAUACAACAAUGAUAUAUUUGAUCCACGUGUAUGGCUAAGUUAGAAUAAUUGGAUAGAUAAAUAAUGGAACUACUUUCUUAGCAUCAUUAUACGUGUAUCCAUCAAUGUAAUGUAAUGACGAACUAGUUAAAAGAUAUGUAGUG
This is a messenger RNA of Schistosoma mattheei, 2029 nucleotides long. The record is from the annotation of a GenBank genome assembly. Lineage: Eukaryota; Metazoa; Platyhelminthes; Trematoda; Strigeidida; Schistosomatidae.